Molecule: messenger RNA, 1746 nt
Organism: Sitophilus oryzae (rice weevil)
Lineage: Eukaryota; Metazoa; Arthropoda; Insecta; Coleoptera; Curculionidae
Exons: 6
Coding region: 159-1046 (295 amino acids)
Source: RefSeq, a predicted model, not a curated record
ACCGGCUCCGGUAUAAGAGCAAUAAAUCAUUUUGGGGACCGGGUAUUAUGUAAGAGCUGGUCCGGAGUAGACCUAGUGAUCUAGAUUUUUUGCGAGGUGCAUUGUUUAUGUAUAUUGUUGACCUGGUGAAAUAGUUUUUUCACUUUCAGCUUGGAAAUAUGAAUAAAGCUAUCUUUGUAAUUUUGGUGGCAUUUGGUGCGGGGACAUAUGCCGACAAGGACGACAAGAGAUGGGUUUGGAGUGGAAACGGUAGAUCCAAUGAAAACGCUCGAAAUUAUAAUGGAGGAGGAGUAACAGUAGUCAGACCACAAACUAAAUACAACGUAUAUGAAGACAAUGACUACCGCCCUAAUGCGCCCAUAAAUGGGGAUUAUUUCACCCCAAACGUCAUCAACCAGGGAUCGCUGGUACUUAACGAAAGGCCGCCUCUUUAUGAAAACAGACCACCCGUUUCUGGAGUUGGUUUUCUUCCAGAAAAUAGACCUGGUGGAGUAUAUAAUAACAUAAAUCGUCCAUCGUAUGGAGGAUCAGGUCCGUACAUUCCCGAAGGAGAUGAAAGCCCCGGAAUUCUAACUGGUCCAGUACCAUCAUGGGUGAAAGAGGGACCCUUCAAAGAGUUCGACAAGUGCAAGUGCACCGAGAAAUUCAACUGUAACAGUCCAGGAAUAUCUUACGGCCAUUGCGAUACAGGCAAAUCGUAUUGCUGUUACUCCACCAAAAAGCUCCAAGGAGGACCUCUUCCUAGCAAACCAGUGCAUUCAAUAGAAAACGGGAUUCUUGUUGGACCUGGUGGACCAGUAGAUCCCAUCCCGGGAGUUGCUAGUUUUAAUAAACCACCUAAACAAUUUGGAGGAGCUGGAUAUUACAGACCUGGAGGAUUCCAAGGACAAUACAACAAUCAUGGAAGUAACUAUGCUGGUAUUCGUGGAGAACCAAACGAAUAUUCUCCAGCUAAUGGUAUUCUUGUGGGACCUGGUGGACCCUAUGACCGGCCAGGAGCAGGAUUUUUAGAAGCGCGUUCAGGAAUAGCGAGUAAAAAAGCCUAGAUAUAGUUUUAAAAUAGCUACUCUAAAGAAAGGGACCACCAUUGUCUAAUACGGUUUUUAUAGUUCUAUUACAAGUGUAUAAGAUGUAUAGAGAUUAAUUCCUAAAAGAACAAGCAAUAUUGAAGUUACUUCUAAAUAAGAUCCAAAGUUUAUCUGUUGUAUAAAGCUAUUGAUUUUGAAGUGUAUUUAACUUUUUUCAUCUUUUAAGUUAUUCUUCUUCGACUUAUUUUUUAAGACUGCCAUAGUUUGUAAGUAAGAUAGAGAAAUCAUAUGAGACGUCAAGUUGCAAAACCCGCCUUACCAAUUUAAAAAAAAUGGCUUAAUGAGAUACAUUAAUAGUGGACCCUAAAAUCUACAUAAACAUAGUCCAAACUGCAGCAAAACUCGCCUAUUGCUAUAUAAAAUUCACUACAAAUUACGUUACUGCAGCAAAAUCAAUCUCAUCCACUUAUAUUUGCUUUUUAUUGUAAUUAUUGUUGCAAAUUCGGCAUUUUUUCAUAGGCUUUUUACACAAGUAUAAUAUUACUACAAUUUUAAUAAAAUACCUAAUAAUUCCAAGUUACGAUGCAAAUAUCUUUCUUUAGCAAAACCUGCAAAACAAAACGCAUACAAAAUAUGUGUCCAUUAAGUGGAAUCAUUGUUUUAUAUCUCGUUUUUCUAGAAAUAAAAAUUAAUAUUUAAUUUUUAUAAAGGAAACACA